Messenger RNA from Suncus etruscus (white-toothed pygmy shrew), 3004 nucleotides. It is a transcript of the gene COG1, whose product is annotated as component of oligomeric golgi complex 1. Gene Ontology annotation, cellular component: Golgi apparatus; COG complex. Lineage: Eukaryota; Metazoa; Chordata; Mammalia; Eulipotyphla; Soricidae. Gene Ontology annotation, biological process: intra-Golgi vesicle-mediated transport. The record is from RefSeq and is a predicted model, not a curated record.
AUGGCGGCUGCCACCGCAUCCUCGGCGUUCAAGCGGCUGGACUUGCGCGACCCCGCGGCGCUUUUCGAGACCCAUGGCGCCGAGGAGAUCCGCGGGCUGGAGCGCCAGGUGCGGGCGGAGAUCGAGCACAAGAAGGAGGAGCUGCGGCAGAUGGUGGGCGAGCGCUACCGCGACCUGAUCGAGGCGGCCGACACCAUCGGGCAGAUGCGGUGCCGCGCCCUGGGGCUGGUGGACGCCGUGCAGGCCACCGACCGCUACUGCGCGCAGCUCCGCCGGGCCGGCCCCGCCGCACCCGGACCCCCGAGGCUGCAGCCGCCAACCCAGGAUGCCUUUUACCGCGUAGCCGCCCAGAUCAAGCUGCUCUUUGAGAUCCCAGAGAAGAUCUGGAGCUGCCUGGAGGCCUCACAGCACCUCCAGGCCACCCAGCUGCAUCUGCUGUGCUGCCGCCUGCACCAGCUGCUUCAGCUACAAGCUUCGGGUGCGCCUUGCAGCCCCAUCCUUUCACGCUUCCCUAUCCUCAUCCGACAGGUGGCAGCUGCCAGCCAUUUCCGCUCCACCAUUUUGCAUGAGAGCAAAUUGCUGCUGAAGAGCCAGGCGGUGGCAGACCAGGCGGUGGCCGAGGCUCUGUGCUCCAUCAUGCUGCUGGAAGAGAGUUCUCCACGCCAGGCCCUCACCGACUUCCUCAUGGCUCGCAAGUCAGCGCUCCAGAAGCUUCUCCACCAGCAGCAGCACGGUGUUGGCAUUAAGACACAAAUCUGCUCAUUGGUGGAGCUACUGGUGGCCACCCUGCACCAGGCGCAUGCUCUGUUCUACACGCCACCCCCAGACUGCCCAGCUGACCCCUCUCUGCCCUGUGGUCUGCUCCUCUCUACCCUGGACUCCGUCACGGGUCAGCAGCCAGCUGAAAAGGGCGGUGGUGUCCUGCGUGAGGAGCUGAGACGGUGCAGCUGGUUCCGGUACCUGCCAGCGGCCAUCGUGGAAUUCCGGCCGGCCCUGCGUACCCUGGCUCACCCUGUGAGCCCCGAAUAUCUUCGUGACACUCUGCAGCAAUGGAUCCACAUGUGUAAGGAGGACAUUCGAAACGGGGUCCGCAGCCUGCUGCUCUACGUGAAGAACAUGCGUAGCCUGGCGGGGACCCGGGAUGCCCUCUGGGAGCUUCUGGCAGCAGAGGCGGCGCCAUCCAGCUGGGAGGUGGUGUGCCGAAGGCUCCUGGACCAGCCGCUGCUGUUUUGGGAAGAUCUGAUGCAGCCGCUGUUCCUGGAGCGGGUGCAGUCCUUGGCCAGACAGGCCUUCGAUGCCAUCGCCAGCAGCUCCGACGAGCUCCUGACCGCCGCCUUGCAGGACCUGGAGGCUGACACCCCGCUUCUCAGUGCCUCCAGCAAGCACCACCACCACCUCCACUUCGAGCACAACCUGGCCCUCUUUCUCUGGGCCGAGGGCCCCAGUGACCUGCCCCCCGAUGCCGCCUGGGUGAGCGUGGCACAUAGGCCACAGCCGGCCAGCGGGGGGCUGGCCCUGAAAGCGCAGGCUGUGAGCCCCAGCGUGCAGCACUUCUGCACCGCACUUGAUGCCCAGCUCCGCCUGCAGCUCGACGACCUCCAGGCCUACCUGCCCGCUGAGCAGCCCCCUGAGCCGCCAGCUGCCACCCCCCCGACCCGGGGGGCCUUCGACCGGCAUGCCGAUGCAGACAUGGUGCAAGAACUGUUGCGUGCACGCUGCGGGGCCUGCAUUGGCCACCUGGCCGACCGCGUGGGCACAGAGCUGCAGCGCAUCCAGGACACCGUGCAAGGCCAACCCGAUGCCCUUCGUGGGGGCCCACUGCAUGCCGCCCUCUUCUUGGCCAGGCUCUGCCGUUCCCUGGGGGAGCUGUGCCCCCACCUCAAGCAGAGCAUCCUGGGGAAGGCCGGGCCUGCAGAGCCUCCUGGCCGCGAGCCCCGGGCUGCCCCUUGGAAGCAGAGCAAGGGGAAAGCCACAGCCGAGCCCAGCCCCGCAGAGGCCCAGUGGAGGGACCUGCGGGCCCGGCUGCAACAGCAGAGCGAGCUGGGAUUCCGGGUGUGGAGCAGCGCCUUGGUGGACGUGCUCGCACGUGGCUUCAGCAAGUCCUUACUCCUGGAUGAUGCAGGGUCGGUGCUGGCCGCCGCUACUAGCUGGGAGGAGCUGGAGAUUCAGGAGGAAGCCGAGUCCGGCCACAGUGUCACAUCCAAGAUCCGCCUCCCUGUGCAGCCAUCCUGGUACGUGCAGUAUUUCCUGUUCAGCCUGUGCCAGGAAGUCAACCGGGUCGGUGGCCACGCCCUGCCCAAGGUGACCCGGCAGGAGAUGUUGAAAAGCUGCCUGGACGAGGUGGUAGCCGCCUACGAGAAGCUCGUGGAAGACAAGCAGACCAAGAAAGAAGGGGUCUUUCCCAUCACCCAGAACCGGGCCUUGCAGCUGCUGUAUGACCUGCGCUACCUCAGUAUGGUGCUGACCACCAAAGGGGAUGAGGCCAAGAGUGGCCGCACCAAACAGGAUUCCAGGACCGAGAAAGUGGUGGACUUCCUGGAGGCACUCAUUGACCCCUUCGACCUGGACGUCUUCACACCACACCUCAACAGCCACCUCCACCGCCUGGUGCAGAGGACGUCUGUUCUCUUCGGCUUAGUGACGGGUCCUGACAGUCACGUGGGCCCCCGGAGCAGCACCUUCCACUCCCAGGAGCCCCAUAACAUCCUGCCCCUGGCGUCCAGCCAGAUCAGGUUUGGGCUGUUGCCCUUGAGCAUGACGAGCACUCGCAAGGCCAAGUCCACUCCCAGAAGCACGGAAAGCAAAGCCCAGGCAACCGCCCCCGGCCUCUCCCAGGCAGCUGAACCCCCGCAGCCCGGCGCCCUGUUCCGACAGCUUGUCAGUGAAGAGGAAGAUGCGUCGACGCCAUCACUCUUCAAGCUCGGCUGGCUCUCCAGCAUGACCAAAUAACAUGGCCGCCUCCCGUCUUUCUAGCACUCAAUAAACACUACUGCCUGUUUCUACC